Molecule: messenger RNA, 2223 nt
Organism: Ctenocephalides felis (cat flea)
Lineage: Eukaryota; Metazoa; Arthropoda; Insecta; Siphonaptera; Pulicidae
Product: cilia- and flagella-associated protein 52-like
Exons: 14
Coding region: 1-2223 (740 amino acids)
Biological process (GO): cilium assembly
Molecular function (GO): protein binding
Source: RefSeq, a predicted model, not a curated record
AUGCAAUGUGGUGAAGGAGAUGUUUCGUUUUUAGAAGCUGAAGCGAUAAUCGCAUUUGAUGGAAACAUCAGAUCAGGUCUUUUGGUUCAUCCUGAUUUGGUUCAUAUAGUCUACGCCAUUGGCAACAAAGUUUCUAUUCAAAAUUGGCGCACCAAGGAACAACAUUUUUUAUCAGGCCACACAAAUUUAGUAUGUUCCUUAGAUCUCUCAAGAUCCGGAAAAUAUGUCGCAAGUGGCCAGUUGAAUCAUAUGGGCUUCAAGGCGUGCUUCAUAAUUUGGGACUUUUAUGAAAGAACCAUUAUUACCAAACAGGAAUUACACAAAGUUCGUGUAGAAAUAUGUAGAUUUACAGGAGACGAAAAUUACUUAAUAACAAUUGGAGGCCGUGAUGAUGGAACAAUUAACGUUUGGGACAUUGGAGGCAGAAGUACGAUUUAUAAUGGAGCAGCUGCCAAAAUUACUGCAGGAGAUUGUUAUGGAUGUUCGGCUGUUUAUAGACGAGGACGAUGUUUCAUCACAUGUGGAGAUGGUACUCUUCGUCUAUGGGCGAUUUACCCAGAAAAAUAUGACGCCAGAUUUGUUGAAGUAAAUUGCGGCAAAUUGAAACGAAUUUAUACUUGUAUUGUUGGAAAUAGCAGAGACGAGUAUGGAUAUUGUGGAACCACUAGUGGAGAUAUUGUCAAGAUUCGUUUUAAUUAUCAUUAUGACACAGAGAUUUUAGAUUGUCCAAAAGUGCCAGUAAUCAUUGGAUGUUAUGGUUUGUUCAAUGGAAAGAAAACCAAAGGCCAGGAUGUUGAACUCUACAGUAUGGGUGUCCAAGCAUUGCUUCUACUGCACGAUGGUAGUUUGCUCAUCGGUGCAGGAGAUGGAACCAUAGAUUUAGUUGUAGAACGUGACAUACCAGAUGAAAAACACGAAACAGGAAAAUUGACACGACCAACGACACCCAACUUCAAAAAGAUAAAACGUACCAAUGUUUUUGCAAUGGUGACAUCGAUGGUGACCUUUGAUGAGAAACAGUUGCUAGUUGCAACGAAUCAGAGCGAGAUUUUCACCAUCGAUUUGGAGAAUUUUGAUCUCAAAUUGAAGACAACGUGCCACACAGCAGCUAUAUUUGCUUGUGUAUUUCCUUGGAAAUACAGUGGUGUAUUCGCAACUGCUUCCAAAGGAGAUGUACGCAUUUGGUCAAUGGACAAAAAACAAGAAUUAUUGAGAAUCAAGCAUGAAAAUUUUUAUUGCUCAAGCUUAACGUUUACUUAUAGUGGAAAAGCUAUAAUCACAGGUUGGAAUGACGGUAUUGUGAGAGCUUUUACACCAUUAACUGGAAAAUUAAUGUGGUCCAUCACAAAUGCCCAUAAUAAAGGUGUCUCAUGUCUGGCAAUCACAUCUGAUGAUAAACGUUUGAUUACUGGAGGAUGUGAAGGACAAGUUCGGGUGUGGGCACUGUAUCCAACCCAUCAAAAUAUGGAGAUAAUUUUUAAGGAGCAUGCAGGACCUGUGACUUCACUGCACAUCAAUUGCUUCGAUUCUGAAGCUGCCAGUUCGAGUACAGAUGGAACUGUUAUUAUUUGGGACUUGAUACGGAUGGUUCGCAAAAUAGUGCUCUUCGCCAACACCCUCUUCACCUGCGUCCGAUAUUACCCGACAGCAGUUCAAUUGCUGACUGGAAGUGCAGACAAAAGAGUUGUCUAUUGGGAGGCACUCGAUGGAUCGAUGGUGAGAGAGUUGAGAGCCUCUGCAUCGGGGGCGAUCAACACUGUUUGCAUUUCCAUGGGAGGAGAACUGUUUGCCACUGGGUCGAAUGAUCAAAUUGUCAAGCUCUGGGAUUACAUGGAUGGUACAUGCAGUUUCAUAGGCUGUGGUCACACAUCAUCCAUCACGGCUGUUGCGAUUUCUCCGGACUCGAGGUUCAUUGUCAGUUGCAGUGCCUCCGGUAGCAUUUUCAUCUGGAAAGUACCGGAGAUAGUUUUGAAAAAUAUUAAACAGUCCGAAGAGUUUGUAGCGGCCGAUAAAAAAGCAGAAAAAAAGUGUGCGAGGCCUUUAAAAACUCAAAAUAUGAAAACAAAAGCAUUAGCUGCUGCACGUUCAAAUACGUCCAUAGGAAAGGCAAAAGUCGAGGAGGAUAUUAAGAACAAAGCUGGAAGACCAACUGAAAGUCCUCAUGUUUCUCUCGGAGAAUGUCCCUGUACUGAUAAAAGCAAAGCUGACAAAACGAAAGCAUAA